GAAGUUACCGUCUGUCCCAGCACAUCUCGCGAGAAUCCCGUUCCUCAUACGUCACAUGACCUUUGGCUCAGUUUAGUUUCUGCAGCAAAGCGACGUCGAGGUUUCCAAGAUGAACAGAGCUUUUAACAAGACAAGCGUGAAACAUUUGACCGGCCUGCUUCAAAGGUUUCAAAGCACCUUGGUCGUUGCGGAGCACAACAAUGAAAAGCUGACCCCGAUCACUCUCAACGCCAUCACUGCUGCCAGUAAACUGGGUGGAGAGGUGUCAUGUCUGGUCGCUGGAACAAACUGUGCAAAGGUUGUGGAGCAAAUCAGCAAAGUCCAAGGUGUAAAGAAGGUUCUGUUGGCCCAGCAUGAUUCUUACAAAGGUGCCCUGCCAGAGGAGUUGACUCCACUUAUCCUGGAAACACAAAAGCAGUUCAACUUCACUCACAUCUGUGCUGGUGCAUCUGCUUUUGGAAAGAACCUGCUUCCCAGAGUCGCUGCCAAGUUGGAUGUUGCCCCAGUUUCCGAUAUUAUUGAGAUCAAAUCUCCAGAUACAUUUGUCAGGACCAUCUAUGCAGGCAAUGCCCUCAGCACCGUGAAAUGUAACGAGCCCAUCAAAGUCUUCACCGUCAGAGGAACGUCCUUCGAGGCAGCUGCGACAGAAGGAGGAAGUGCUUCAUCAGCAGAGGUGGCUGCCUCUUCUCCCUCUGGAAUAUCUGAGUGGCUGGAACAGAGUCUGACAAAGAGCGACCGGCCAGAGCUGACAAGUGCUAAGGUCGUGGUCUCAGGAGGAAGGGGCUUGAAGAGUGGAGAUAACUUCAAGCUGCUUUAUGACCUGGCUGACAAACUCAACGCUGCAGUUGGUGCAUCCAGAGCUGCCGUGGAUGCUGGUUAUGUUCCUAAUGACAUGCAGGUUGGACAGACUGGCAAGAUUGUAGCACCAGAGCUGUACAUUGCUGUCGGUAUCUCCGGAGCCAUCCAACACCUGGCUGGAAUGAAAGAUAGCAAGACUAUCGUUGCCAUCAAUAAGGACCCCGAGGCUCCCAUUUUCCAGGUGGCUGACUAUGGAUUGGUGGCCGACCUGUUUAAGGCCGUUCCUGAGAUGACUGAAGCACUGGGCAAGUGAGAAGAAACUCCCACGAACUUCCAUCACAUAAAUCAAGACAGCGAUCACAGUCAACGCCUUAAAAAGUUUUUGGUGGUGUGAGUGUUUGCUUCUCUCUGGUUGUUUUCAGGAACACGUUCUCAAGAAUAAACACCAUUGUUAUAUUUACAGAACAAGUGUUAAAUAUCCUUGGGCAAGGGGAAGGGUUGCUUUUGGUAGUACACGUCUUGUAAUUUGUAUUUAACUUUCUGGUACACAAAGGGCAUCCUUGGGGAUACUUUACUCUGAUGUAGCUCUUCAUGCUGACCGAGAGGGUCUGUAAUUAUUGAGAUGCUUUUGGAGAUGUAUUAAAGUGACAACUAACAACUA
This is a messenger RNA of Mugil cephalus (flathead mullet), 1459 nucleotides long. RefSeq names its product electron transfer flavoprotein subunit alpha (gene etfa). Gene Ontology annotation, molecular function: electron transfer activity; flavin adenine dinucleotide binding. The record is from RefSeq and is a predicted model, not a curated record. Bases 110 to 1111 code for a protein of 333 amino acids. Lineage: Eukaryota; Metazoa; Chordata; Actinopteri; Mugiliformes; Mugilidae. Gene Ontology annotation, cellular component: mitochondrion. The transcript is spliced from 12 exons.